This is a messenger RNA of Porites evermanni, 840 nucleotides long. The record is from the annotation of a GenBank genome assembly. NCBI's taxonomy places the organism in Eukaryota, Metazoa, Cnidaria, Anthozoa, Scleractinia, Poritidae.
AUGGGUUGUUCGUCUUCGUGCAACAUAUUUGAGACAUUUAGCACGGCGCUCGAAUGGAUUGCCACAGCCAAAUUACAAGCUUCCGCUGUCAUACAUAUCUUAGACGAUUUUCUGUUUUUAGCACCUUCGCGAGACAAGUGUCAUAGGGAUUUAGAUAACUUUAUCAAAUUGUGCAACGAGGUCGGAGUGCCUAUCGCAGAUGAGAAAACCGUCGGUCCCGCGACCUGUUUACAAUUUGCUGGGAUCACUCUUGACACAAUUAACAUGCACGCCCGUUUGCCGGAGGAUAAGCUCGCACGUUGCCGGGGAUUGUUAACGGAAUUCUAUAACAAACGCAGUGUAACCCUAGAGGAACUGCAGUCGCUUAUAGGGUUAUUGAAUUUUGCGUGCUCGGCUGUCCUUCCCGGUCGAGCAUUUCUCCGCAAAAUGAUUGAUCUGACUAAAGGUGUGCCUAAGCCCUAUCAUCACAUUCGUCUCACGAGACAGUGUAAGGACGACAUUUUGUUAUGGCUCAACUUUCUAAAUUCGUUUAACAGGAAAUCGUUUUUCUUAUCUGCGAAGUGGCUCACAUCUAGUAACAUUAAACUUUAUACAGACUCGGCGGGCUCUCUAGGCUACGCCGCAGUCCUAGGCAAACGUUGGUUUUACGGACAUUGGCCGGAUAGUUGUAAAUUUCUGAAUAUAACCAUACUAGAGCUUUUUCCUAUUGUUUUGGCAACCGAGAUUUGCGCAAUCAUUGUAUUGUUUUCUUUUCGGACAAUCACGUUUUGGUCGAUAUCGUCAAUAAACAGACCUCCCGUGAACCAAAAAUCAUGGUCUUUGUUCGCAGACUCGUGUUAA